AUGCUUGCUGUUGGUUUUGGCAAUGUGAUCAUAGCAAGCUUCUUCCUUCCUUAUUUGAAAUACAAUGUGGCAGGAGGAUCAAAAUGUUGGGCUAAAUUACCUAGUCCUUCUAGAAGAUAUGCAUCCAAUCUAAUGUUAUUUAAAAGAUUUCCAAGGAAAGGGUUCUCCUAUGUUGCAUCAGGCACAACUGGGAGAACUGAAGGCAUUGGCAUUGUUCAAACAUCUGAAGGAGAAACAGCAAUGCCGUCAUACAAGUGGCCAGAUAAGCAGAAACCACGGGUAUGCAUAUUAGGAGGAGGAUUUGGAGGUUUAUAUACAGCUUUAAGACUAGAAUCCCUGAUGUGGCCCAAUGAUACGAAACCUCAGGUGCUUCUUGUUGAUCAGUCUGAUCAUUUUGUUUUUAAGCCAAUGCUCUAUGAACUUCUAUCUGGAGAAGUAGAAGCAUGGGAAAUUGCACCCCGUUUCUCAGAUUUAUUGGCAAACACUAGCAUGCAGUUCUUCAAAGACAAAGUGAAACUCUUAUACCCUUCAGAUUACUUGGGGACAAAUGGGCCUACAUGGCCUGGUUGUGGUGGAACAGUGCAUCUUGAAAGUGGCACUAUAAUCGAAUAUGACUGGUUGGUUCUUGCUUUGGGAACUGAAGCUAAACUUGAUAUUUUUCCCGGUGCUGCAGAGUUUGCCUUGCCCUUCUCCACCUUGGAGGAUGCACGUAAGGUUGACAACCAGUUAAGAAAAUUAGAGAGAGCGAAGUUUGGCAAAGAUUCAUCUCCAAUUCGUGUGGCUAUUGUUGGUUGUGGAUACAGUGGAGUUGAGUUGGCUGCCACACUAUCAGAGCGGCUGCAAGAUAAUGGAAUAGUUCAAGCUAUUAAUGUCAACACAACAAUCUGCCCAACAGCCCCACCUGGAAAUAGGGAAGCUGCACUUAAAGUUCUAUCAUCCAGGAAUGUUCAGCUAUUCUUGGGCUAUUUUGUUCGUUGCAUAAGAAAAGCUGGCAAAUUUGAAGAUUCAGAGAAGCAGGCAGCAGUUGGAGGGGAUAAGGACAUUGAAGCAGAACAAGAUCAUAAUAAAGAUAGUGAUAAAUUUGUUCUAGAACUUCAACCAGCAGAAAAAGGUUUACAAAGUCAGGUUCUCAAGGCUGAUAUAGUUCUAUGGACAGUUGGAAAUAAACCUGUUGUUCCUCCACUAGAACCAUGUGAUCAGCCCCAUUUAUUCCCUAUUAGUGGCAGGGGCCAAGCAGAAACAGAUGAAACUCUCCAGGUCAAAGGGCACCCAUGUAUAUUUGCGGUUGGUGACUCUACUGCUUUAAGAGAUGCUUCUGGAAGGCUUCUUCCAGCCACUGCUCAG
Messenger RNA from Macadamia integrifolia, 1344 nucleotides. RefSeq names its product alternative NAD(P)H-ubiquinone oxidoreductase C1, chloroplastic/mitochondrial-like. The transcript is spliced from 7 exons. Gene Ontology annotation, molecular function: NAD(P)H dehydrogenase (quinone) activity. The annotation marks the transcript as partial. Lineage: Eukaryota; Viridiplantae; Streptophyta; Magnoliopsida; Proteales; Proteaceae. The record is from RefSeq and is a predicted model, not a curated record. Gene Ontology annotation, biological process: phylloquinone biosynthetic process; aerobic electron transport chain. Gene Ontology annotation, cellular component: chloroplast.